Molecule: messenger RNA, 1614 nt
Organism: Pseudoliparis swirei
Lineage: Eukaryota; Metazoa; Chordata; Actinopteri; Perciformes; Liparidae
Gene: hypk
Product: huntingtin interacting protein K
Exons: 4
Coding region: 1139-1504 (121 amino acids)
Biological process (GO): negative regulation of apoptotic process; protein stabilization
Source: RefSeq, a predicted model, not a curated record
GGAUGAAGUGGUCGCUAUGACGACAGCGAUGCGGCGCCAUCCCUCCUCCGCCUCCUGGCGCGAGGACGCAUCUCCUGACGGAGGUGAAGAAGGACUCCGGGCUUUCAGUCGCUCGUUUCUUCUUUUUCUUCUUCUUGCUUGAAAUCAGAUUAUUGGCGGAGAAAGAAAUGACAGGAAAAAAAGUUCAUAAAAUAAAAAAAAAAGCUCCAAAGGGCCGGGAAGGGUCCGGAGAGCGCGGCAGAGGUCUGAGGUGUGCAGGCGUUAAAGCUCAGGUAAACCUCUUCGACCGACAGGAAUAGGAGGAGGAGGAGGAGGAGGAGGAGGAGACGUGAUGUUCUGAUCCAGACACGUCGACAGCCUCACGCUCAGCGACACGUCUUAAACCUGGGGUUCUUUCAAAACAAGUCAAAUCAGAUUUAAAAGCGUUGACUUUCUAGUGGAAGGGGGAAACUGUUCCGCUCUGCACGUUUUUAUUGUUGCAACUAACAACAACACUUUGUUUUAUUGUGAAGGUCACUCCUCGUGUUUUACUUCCUGUCUGUCUACCUGACCUGUCAUCAGUAUGUUACUACAUUUUGCAAAUAUCAUUGAUUUAAUGAUGAUAAAAGAAGGAAAAAAAACGUGUCUCUUACGAAAAAGGUUAUUACAUUCUUACUUUUCAAAGUAAUGGAACCAUUUCCGUCUCUGCGCUAAUGUGUGCUAAGCUACUUGCUAAGCUACAUGCUAAUCUAUGCCAGCAUGAAAUGUGUCACGCUAUUGUGGUUAUAUUCAAGUUUUUAAACAUUUGUGUGUGUGUGUGUGUGUGUGUGUGUAAGUUUAACUUGACUGCAGGACACAUUUCCCUUUUGGCGGUGAUAUAACGCUGUAGUUUUGUUGUGGAGUGAAUAUAAAUAGGCAAUGUCAGGUUUCCCUUCUUGUUUCUUCUCUGUGGUGCUUCACCAAGUAGGAAGGAGUGCAAAUAAAACAAAAUACAAACAAUAAAGAUGAGCACAUUAACUAUACUAAAUUUAUAAAUAAAUAUCCACAGAUAUUAAAUAAAUAAACGUACUUCUCUUCCGGUGCCACCUGGCUUCCCCUCCGAGUGGCUCCGACGUUCGUAGGAGCCUUUCUUUUGGUUCCGGGCCUCACUGGAGCGAACAUGGCGGCCGAGGGAGACGUCGAUUUGGACCUCGAAGCCGACGAGAACUGCACCGGGAAACCGGCGGAAAAGCCCCGGAAACAUGACAGCGGGGCCGCGGACCUGGAGAGAGUCACGGACUACGCGGAGGAGAAGGAAAUCUCCAGCUCCGACUUGGAAACGGCCAUGUCGGUGAUCGGAGACCGAAGGUCACGAGAACAGAAAGCCAAACAAGAGAGAGAAAGAGAGUUGGCCAAAGUCACCAUCAAGAAAGAGGACGUGGAAUUAAUAAUGUCAGAGAUGGAGAUCUCCCGGUCGGUGGCAGAGCGCAGCCUGAGGGAACACAUGGGCAACGUGGUGCAGGCGCUGGUGGCGCUGACCCACUGAACAAACCUCACUGGACUUCUUUAGUGUUCUGGUUCCAGAGUUCAGCCCGAGCUCUGCCCGGAAACGCCUUUCUUUUUCUUUUUUUAAAUAAAAGUUGACUUCUCACUUCA